This is a messenger RNA of Hevea brasiliensis (rubber tree), 630 nucleotides long. RefSeq lists its product as uncharacterized. Lineage: Eukaryota; Viridiplantae; Streptophyta; Magnoliopsida; Malpighiales; Euphorbiaceae. The transcript has a single exon. Bases 1 to 630 code for a protein of 209 amino acids. The record is from RefSeq and is a predicted model, not a curated record.
AUGAGCACACAACCACAACCCUCCAACGUCUUAGCAAGCAUUCUUAACCUUAACAAGCUAACUAGUCCAAACUUCUCGAAUUGGUUAAGAAAUCUAAGGAUUUUCCUGAAUUUAGAGCGUAUAGGAUACAUUCUAGAUUCAAAGGUUCCUGGUCCUUUGCCUAAAGGGGCCACAAAGGAAGAAAGGGACACCUUGGAUAGAUGGAAAGAGCACAAUAUGCGGGCUAGGUGCUACAUGUUGGCUUUUAUGACUAAUGAGUUACAGAAGCAGCAUGAAAAGAUGCAUAGUGUAUCUGAGAUCCUCGAUCACCUGCACGAUUUAUAUUAUGAACAUAGCCGAAAUGCUAAAUAUGAGAUAUCUAAGCAAUUUUUUCGAAUGAGGAUUAUUGAGGGAUGGGAAGUGGGAGCCCAUGUUCAUAGGAUGAUCCAAUUGAUAGAGCAGUUGGAAGCUCUUAUUUCCAUCAUAGACUUCCAGCUUCAGACUAAUUUGAUCCUACAGUCCUUACUUGAUUCAUUUGGAUCUUUCAUCACAAACUUCCAUAUGACUAAACAGAAGUGCACCUUAGCUGGCCUGUUGAACUUGUGGUCAUUGCCCAGAAAAAUAUGCCUAGCAAUAAGGGAAAGGAGGUAG